Labrus bergylta (ballan wrasse) is the source of this 2424-nucleotide messenger RNA. RefSeq names its product probable ATP-dependent RNA helicase DDX5. The record is from RefSeq and is a predicted model, not a curated record. Gene Ontology annotation, cellular component: nucleus; ribonucleoprotein complex; cytoplasm. NCBI's taxonomy places the organism in Eukaryota, Metazoa, Chordata, Actinopteri, Labriformes, Labridae. Gene Ontology annotation, biological process: alternative mRNA splicing, via spliceosome. Gene Ontology annotation, molecular function: ATP binding; RNA helicase activity; mRNA 3'-UTR binding.
GUCACAUCCGUCUCUCCCAGAGGGACUUUUGUCUGCCGGCAUUUUCUUUUUGUUUUGGCCGAUUCCUCGGUGUCCACCCCUGAGACUAAUCCUCUGAGUUUUGUUUGAGAGGCGUAAGGGAUCCAGAAAGAAGUCGGAUUUCUCCCCCCCCCCCACACGCUUCUCUGCUACACCAUGCCCGGGUUUUCAGACCGAGAUCGUGGCAGAGACAGAGGGUACGGUGGAGGACCCCCUCGUUUUGGCGGCGGCGGCGGAGGAGGCAGUAGGGGCGGACCCCCCCCUGGAAAGUUUGGAAACCCUGGCGAGAGGUUGCGGAAAAAACACUGGAACCUUGAUGAACUUCCAAAGUUUCAGAAGAACUUCUACCAGGAGCAUCCCGAUGGAGCUCGUAGAUCACUUCAAGAGGUUGAACAGUACCGGAGAAGCAAAGAGGUGACUGUCAAAGGCAGAGAUUGUCCCAAACCAAUUAUCAAAUUCCAUGAAGCUGAAUUUCCAAGCUACGUUAUGGACGUCAUCAACAAACAAAACUGGACUGAUCCAACUCCCAUUCAGUCUCAGGGCUGGCCCGUCGCCCUGAGUGGGAAAGACAUGGUUGGCAUCGCUCAAACGGGGUCUGGGAAAACCCUCGCAUAUCUUUUGCCUGCUAUUGUGCACAUCCAACACCAGCCAUUCUUGGAGCAUGGAGAUGGACCAAUCUGCUUGGUGCUGGCACCGACCCGUGAGUUGGCUCAGCAGGUGCAACAGGUGGCUGCUGAGUACGGCAGGGUCUCCCGUCUCAAGAGCACCUGCAUCUAUGGGGGUGCACCCAAAGGACCUCAAAUCAGGGACCUUGAGAGGGGAGUUGAGAUUUGCAUUGCGACCCCAGGUCGUCUCAUUGACUACCUGGAGUGUGGUAAGACUAAUUUGCGCCGUUGCACCUACCUGGUGCUGGAUGAAGCAGACCGCAUGCUGGACAUGGGAUUUGAACCUCAGAUCCGCAAAAUCGUGGAUCAAAUUCGGCCAGACCGUCAGACCCUGAUGUGGAGUGCCACCUGGCCUAAGGAAGUCCGGCAGCUGGCUGAGGACUUCCUGAAGGAAUACGUCCAGAUCAACAUCGGCGCGCUGCAGCUCAGUGCCAACCACAACAUCCUGCAGAUUGUAGACGUCUGCAAUGACAUGGAGAAGGAAGACAAACUGAUCCGUUUGUUGGAGGAGAUAAUGAGCGAAAAGGAGAACAAGACCAUUAUUUUUGUGGAGACCAAAAGGCGUUGUGAUGAGCUCACCAGGAGGAUGAGAAGAGACGGGUGGCCGGCAAUGGGGAUUCAUGGAGACAAGAGCCAGCAGGAGAGGGACUGGGUCCUUAAUGAGUUCAGGUAUGGCAAAGCUCCAAUCCUCAUCGCGACAGAUGUGGCCUCCCGUGGAUUGGAUGUGGAGGAUGUGAAAUUUGUCAUCAAUUAUGACUACCCUAACUCCUCCGAGGAUUAUAUCCACCGCAUUGGACGCACAGCCCGCAGUCAAAAAACGGGCACAGCCUACACCUUCUUCACCCCCAACAACAUGAAACAAGCCAGCGACCUGAUCUCUGUGCUCCGCGAGGCCAACCAGGCCAUUAACCCCAAACUCAUCCAGAUGGCAGAGGACAGAGGAGGUCGUGGAAGGGGGGGAAGAGGAGGCUACAAGGAUGAUCGUCGGGAUAGGUAUUCUGGGGGUGGGAGGAGCAGCUUUGGUGGUGGUAGCUACAGGGAUAGGGACGGUGAUAGAGGGUUUGGCGGGGGGCCCAAGAGUGCCUUUGGCGGCAACAAGGCUCAAAACGGUGGCAGCUAUGGGGGUAACAGCGGUAACUCUAGUGGUAGCUAUGGCAACAACAAUUAUAAUAACAGCAACGGACAGGGUAAUUUUGGUGGUCCGCCAAACCAGGUGGGUGCCUUUGGUAACCAAAGCUUUCAGGGGCCCCCUCAGUUCGGGGCCAUGCAGAGGGCCGCUCAGAAUGGUAUGAACCACCCUCCAUUCCCGUUCAGCUCGCAGCCGCCACCACAGGCCCAACAGCCACCACCCCCUCCGCCAAUGGUGCCCUACCCCAUGCCGCCACCUUUCCAACAGUAGAUCAUAUUCGCACAAUAAAUGGAACCAACAUGAUUUUUGUUCAGUCCUGAAAUCUUACAGGAUGAUGAUGAUUAUUCUUAUUAUCCUUUGUACUGUUUAACUUUGUUUUGCUUACAGCAGGGUUGGAAUUAUUCAAUACACCCAGAGCAUUAUUUGACUAUAGUGCAACUUUGAUUGCGGCACUUUUCCUUGACUGUUUUUUUUUUUGUUACAUUCCUCAGUAACUUAUUUUUACUAGGUAAUGCAGUGUUUUCAGUUUGUGGUAUGUUUAAAGUGAUAUAAUGAGGAUCGUAUAAAAAAGGGUACGUGUUGGCCCUUUUAAAUAAAAAUAAGAAAAUGGGA